Messenger RNA from Paramecium pentaurelia, 449 nucleotides. The record is from the annotation of a GenBank genome assembly. NCBI's taxonomy places the organism in Eukaryota, Ciliophora, Oligohymenophorea, Peniculida, Parameciidae.
AUGAAAAGUAAUCAACAAAAGAUUGAAAUAGCUUAGAGUGAAAAAUUAUUACGUGAUCUUGACUUGUAUUAAAAAAUAUUUCUUUAAACAAAAUAUGAAAAUAAAAAAUAACAAUGUUUAGCUAUUAGAAGGCUUUUGCCAAAUAAAUAAUAUUCUUAACAUUAAUAACAAUCAUAAUAAUUAUUUAGUAAUCCAAGUCUGUAGUGUUUUAACACUUAAUUAGAUUAAGAAACUAGUUAUUCUAAUAAUCAAAAUUAAGUAAAUAUUCCUUAAGAAUUUAGGAAAGAAAAAGAAAAAAGAUAGCAAUCUCGAUGAUUGAUUGUUCAAAAAUUUUCAAAAUAUCUAAUAAAACUCAAUAUCCAACCUAAAAUAAACCAUUAUAAUCUUUAAUGUAGAAAAUUGUUAUUGUAAAUCAUCAAGGUAGACCAUAAACUUAUUACAUGAAGUGA